AUGUAUGAGCUUCGUGGGCCUCAUGUGGUUUGCGGACAUUUCAAGACUUCAGUUUCCUCGGGAGAAUCCCCAAAUGCACCUCUUCCAAAUGUCAUCGAAAACCUAAAAUCUCUUGUGCGUAAACUAAAAUCUUUUAACUCGGAUAACGAAGCCAGUCUCGAUGGCGAUGAAGACUUUAAUCGUGAGAAAUGUUUUAGAUCGGAAGUUUCGUCGAUAUCCGAAAACUAUGAAUGCAACGGCUUACUUGACGACUAUACUGAAGUUGAAAUUCAGGCUUCAACACCGUCAAAGUCAGACAGCAGUGAUCUUAAAACUCUUGAAACGGAUAUCAAACUUGAGAUCUCAAAUAUUAGCGAAUGUAAUAACGAGUUAUCAUAUUUUGUACAGGAUGUUAAAAGUCUCCUAUUUCCCUCCAUAAAUUUGAGAAAUACUGUUGAGAGUUGUGAGAGCCUUGAUGAACCAACGUCUCCUUUAGAUGAUAUAAAAGAAAAGACGAAUCAAGAGAAAGUGUUAAAGGUUGCAUGUUUGCAAAGUAUCGAUGAUCUAGAACGUGUGUCUCAAGAGCGUGGCCUUAGAAUGAUCAAGGAUUUUAUCACAAACGACGCCUCUAGUUUUCGUAAGCGACGCCGAAUUGGAAACACUGAUUCAACGCAUCAGGAAAGUGAAAACCAAUCUGAGAAUGGUUCAGAGGAUAGUGACAGUGAAGAUUUAACGAAUUAUGAAGUUGAUAUGAUUGUUGAUGAUAAAAUUGAAGAGGGUGAGAUCCUUUAUCUUGUGAAAUGGAUGUCAUACCACAGUCGACGUAACACAUGGGAACCGGAAUAUCAUUUAACUGGAUGUAAAGAACUUGUAAAUUAUUAUGAUGCUAUGAAAGACUCAAACACAAAGCUCAACCGUAAGUUACUGACCUUUUUUAUAAAUGAAAUAACAUCUCGUAAACCUACUGAUAUUCUAACUCUUACGAAGUUAUGUGCUUUAUUCUCAAAACAAACCGAAGAGUUUGUGAAUUCAUUGAAACUUACGUCCAGACAGUUGAAAGAAAAAGUAAAAGAAGUUCUUGAGUAUUCUUCCAACAAGUUACAAAAAAUCAGUGUUGGGCUAUUAGAACUCAUGCGCUUCUAUGAAAAGCGUAAAUGGGUUUUGCUAACAACUCAAGAAUGGGAAGAAGAAAUUAAUUCGAAUGUUGACCCUUCUUCGUAUAUUAAAGUUGAGAAUAAUGUUGAUUUGGAAUUCCCACCGUUUGAGUUUAAAUUCAUAUCUGAUUAUACAAGUACUAGUGCUACUUUGAACCAAGAUCCGGUAGCUUUUUGUAAAUGUACUGAUUGUCUUGAAAACCAAGACGAUUGCUGUCCAAAUGAUUCAGAAGGUUAUUUUGCUUAUAACAAAAAUCGUCGCCUAAAGUUGCAACCAGGUUAUCCAAUUUUUGAAUGCAAUAAAUUUUGUUCCUGUGACCAUACAUGUAUAAAUAGAGUUGUGCAAUAUGGUUCCAAAAUAAAGUUUUCUAUCUUCAAAACUGCAAACGGCUGUGGCUGGGGUCUUAAAACUCUCCAAGCUAUCGAAAAAGGCGAGUUUGUGUUGGAAUAUAUUGGUGAAAUCAUUACCUCAGAAGAUGCGGAAGCUCGAGGCUACAUUUAUGACUAUGUUGGUCGAUCCUAUCUAUUCGACUUGGACUAUGGGACUGAAAAUUGUGCUUAUACUGUUGACGCUGGACAUGUGGGCAACGCUGCGCAUUUCAUCAAUCAUUCAUGCGAUCCAAAUCUACACGUUUUUGCUGUAUGGAUCAACAAUCCCGAUCCCAAUCUUCCUCGACUAGCAUUUUUUGCUAGGAGGAGAAUUAAACGGUUUGAGGAAUUGACAUUUGACUAUAAAAUGGUGAAUAAUCGAGAGAAAAGCUGGAAGAUUAUGGAAGAUAGUCUUUUAGAGGACCCGAGUAGUAGUCUUUCUGAGGAGGGUGUUUCGCGAAUAGAAUGUAAAUGUAAUUCAAGAAAUUGCCGCAAGUAUCUAUUUUAA
Messenger RNA from Uloborus diversus, 2010 nucleotides. RefSeq names its product histone-lysine N-methyltransferase SUV39H2-like (gene Su(var)3-9). The transcript has 3 exons. The coding region runs from base 1 to 2010 and encodes 669 amino acids. Gene Ontology annotation, molecular function: zinc ion binding; protein binding; histone H3K9 methyltransferase activity. Gene Ontology annotation, cellular component: nucleus. Lineage: Eukaryota; Metazoa; Arthropoda; Arachnida; Araneae; Uloboridae. The record is from RefSeq and is a predicted model, not a curated record.